AUGGGAACUCAAGUCGAAAGUCUUCGCCCUGUAUCACAUCCAAUCAAAGAGUCACACAUACACGACGCAUUGCCUUCUCGUCCAAACCCGAUAAUUCGAAAUCCUGAUCAUCCUCAGCCACCCUCUUCCAACCCAGUUCCCAGGGGGCCGACUCUUCCACCUCGUUCCAAAGUCACCCACACUGUCAGCCCGUACUCGACAAUCCCUGAUUCCUCCAUCUACACAUCACAACCUCCCAACCUACUCAGCGCCCGAGUCCGAGCUCAAAUCCGAGCAUCUCCCAAUCCACCCGCAUACGAGCAAGCCGUCCCGUAUCAGCCUCCCAACGCUCCUGCUUCAAGUGUCCCAGCAGCACCACGCUCUCGGGAUUCUGUAGGAUCUAGAAGAACUCGUCGAUACACCAAUCUCAAUGUCAUUGCGCCAGAGAAUGCACAUAACGUAGGUUCCCCCAAUUAUGGACUCAACAUCGAAGGACGAUUCCGACAUCAGACGCCGACGCAGAUUGGUUCACAAUUGAUUCUGUUUCCUUCUGACUCUCCUCAACUUGCUUCAGGUCUCUCGUCUGUAGCUUCAGUACAUGGCCCGACUGCGCUUCCAACAGUGAUUGUGUCAUCCGAUGAAGGUCCGUCCACCUCCAUUCCGGUCACUCAUCAGUCCGAGAGGGCUUUGAUGGCGGUUCCCCAGUCCAUUCAUCCUGCUCAGACUGAGCUUUCUCCAAUCAAGACGGAAACAUGUCACCGUACUCAAAUUGAAAAAGAGUCGAUCUCAAACGAAACCACUUCGACUUAUAGCGAUGUUCCAUAUUGGCUCGAAUCUUUCAUUCAUGCUCUGACCACAAUGGCACUUCAUCUUGUCGAUCACCUUGCUAUCAUCCUCGCUGCCUUCUUACUCAUUAUCCUAGGCUUUUUUCACGUCAUCAUCUCUUCUCUCCUUCUCAUUGUAGCGAUGUUCUUAGAUAUUGCCUCAUUUCUUCUCGUGGGCAUGUUCAAUAUUCUCACUUGUCACUUCUCUUCCACACUGUAUACUUUCACUCCUUCGUUCAUCAGACACGCUUGGGGAUUCUCUAGUAAAUCUACUUGGGCGUCUACAUGUGUGGCAAGAAUCAGUGAAGCACCUUAUCAAGAACAUGAGUGGGGUAGAGAUCCGAGGAAACAAUGGAGGGACUUGGCACAUGGUAUCAGAAAAGGAAGGCGGGGAGACGCAGAGAUGGGCCACCGGCAUGAUGAGGAGAGGAAGGGGAAUCUGACGCAAAGCGGAUCCUCGACCUGUAUAUCAAACGGAAAGGGAAACUUUGAAACACAUCAAAAAUCUUGUGAAUCUUGCCCCGAGGGCCAGCGACACAGUGCAUUAGAGAACGCUUCGCACGAAACUGAGGGAUACGGCCGAAUGGGGAGAAUAAACGGAGAUGUGGAACAGCAGAGGCAGGGAGAAAUAACAGGAUCACUCCCAAUCACAACAACUUCGGCCGCUUGCGUAGACGACACACCUCUGACACCCUCUUUCUCUGACUCUUCGAGCUUACAAGUCGAAAUCAGUCCACAUGUCCAUUUCUCCAGACCAGAGGCGACCAAUCUAAUCACGCAUUCGCCACUCUUUCCUAUCACAACGAGAAGACCCACUCCUUUCGUUCGAAACGCCACACCACCUGCUCGAUACCCCACUCCCCCACCCCCUGCCCCUGCUCCUAUGUCUUCCGCACACAUGAUACUCCCCUCUGACAUCCCCCACUGUGACGGUCGGACCUCUGCGGGUGUCAAGACGGAGUACGGAUUUUUAAAUGCGAAACACCAACAACACAGCAUUCCAAGUGUCCCGAUGAAGGGAAUGGAUAUGACACACAGGUCGGUAGAUAUGAAAGAUGUGAGAGAUAUAGUCCGGACGGAGUGUGGUCCUCUUAGAUUGCGCUGA
Molecule: messenger RNA, 1908 nt
Organism: Tremella mesenterica DSM 1558
Lineage: Eukaryota; Fungi; Basidiomycota; Tremellomycetes; Tremellales; Tremellaceae
Exons: 1
Coding region: 1-1908 (635 amino acids)
Source: RefSeq, a predicted model, not a curated record